This is a messenger RNA of Sinocyclocheilus anshuiensis, 1478 nucleotides long. RefSeq names its product sperm associated antigen 7 (gene spag7). The transcript has 7 exons. The record is from RefSeq and is a predicted model, not a curated record. NCBI's taxonomy places the organism in Eukaryota, Metazoa, Chordata, Actinopteri, Cypriniformes, Cyprinidae. The coding region runs from base 77 to 769 and encodes 230 amino acids. Gene Ontology annotation, molecular function: nucleic acid binding.
ACAUUACCCAUAAUGCCAUUUAAAGAAUGCAGCAUGCCAUGCAGCGAGCUUCCGGUGAAAAUUAGACAGUCCAAAGAUGGCGGACCUCCUGGGCUCGAUCUUGAGCUCGAUGGAAAAGCCUCCAACCGUUCACGACCAAGAAAGCCGACGGAAAGCUAGAGAACAAGCUGCCAGACUGAAGAAGAUGGAGGAGGAUGAGAAGAGAAAGAAAGCAGAGUUUAGGAAAAAGAUGGAGAAGGAGGUGUCCGAGUUCAUUCAGGACAGCACACUGAAGAAGAAGAAAUAUGACCCAAUGGGCAAGAUCGAGAGAAGCAUAUUGCAUGAUGUGGCUGAGGUGGCUGGACUAUCAUCAUUUUCUUUCGGUGAGGAUGAAGAGGGCAGAUAUGUCAUGCUGUUUAAAAAGGAGUUUGCGCCAUCAGAUGAAGAACUGGAGGCUUAUCGGAAGGGUGAGGAGUGGGACCCGCAGAAAGCCGAGGAGAGACGUCGGCUAAAGGAACAGGCUGCACUGGAGAUGGAAAAGGCCAGUCGCACUCAGAAGAGGCCUGCGUCACCCAAUUCAAACUACAGAGACAAAUACAGCCAUCUGAUUGGAACAUCUGCUGCUAAAGAUGCCGCCCACACGCUUCAAGCCAACCGGACAUAUGGCUGUGUCCCUGUGGCCAAUAAGAGAGACACUCGCUCCAUUGAGGAAGCCAUGAACGAGAUCAGAGCCAAAAAAAGACUGAAGAAAGGUGAGGAGGAAGCCACUGGCAGCGGCAGCAGUGUGUGAGAGCGGUGUGUGUAUAUGAUCAGUUGUUAUGCAGAACAGAAGAGUGAUUGAACAGUAUUUUACUCCUAUAACAAUGUUUUACAUGAACAGCAGGGUUUGAUAAAGAUGAAUUGUCAUGCACAUAAAGGCAGUUUAAAACUGCCGCAGGAUAACCGUACUGUCCUAAAAUGCUUUCACCUCUAUAUUACUGUCCCAAAUAAUGUGUUUUUAGACUUCAUUAUUAGAAUAAACAGAAACGUGGUGUUUAAUAUUGAAAAUUCCUUUGUAGUUUGGCAUGGUGAUAUAAUGGCUCUUUUUAAAGUAAAGUCACAUUUGGUCUUAGAAUAGCUUUCAUUUGCAUAAAUUGCUUAAAACAGUCAUAUUUAUUGCCUUGAUAUAACUGUGGUAGGUAUGUUUGACUCCAUGGCUGUUUUAAUGUUCCUUUUAAGUCAUUAAGCAGUAUGUCCUUAAACUAGUAGUUGUUUCUCGUUACUGUUUAUUUGCUUUGUUUAAAUUUGGUUGAGGACCAUUUUAAGUGCUCCUUGUACCUUUUAUGUACAGGUGUUGUAUGCAGAUGGUUUUUAGUUCUAAUAAGCAUAUAUAUCAUCUCAUCCAUAGCUAACAUAUUUUGUCCAUUUACGCCGGCUUAUCAUUCUGAGCUGUGAAUCAUUAUGUCCUUGUGUAUAUGGACUAGAUGGAUCAAACAAAUAAAAUUGUGUGGUGUCAUAGA